Molecule: messenger RNA, 2130 nt
Organism: Lipotes vexillifer (Yangtze River dolphin)
Lineage: Eukaryota; Metazoa; Chordata; Mammalia; Artiodactyla; Lipotidae
Gene: CCDC30
Product: coiled-coil domain containing 30
Exons: 14
Coding region: 1-2130 (709 amino acids)
Source: RefSeq, a predicted model, not a curated record
AUGAGCCAAGAAAAAAUUGAACUAUUUGAAAGUGAGUUGUCAGAAGAGAGAGAAAGGAAAAAGCAAUUGACAUCUGAUCUUAAUACUGUGCAGAAGUCUUUGAAAGUUGAAAGUGAGGAAUUGCAAAAAUCAAAGUCAGAACUUAUAUGCCUUUAUAAUGAAAUUCAAAGUCUUCCAGGGGCAGAAGAAGACAGAGACCAUUUUUUAAUAGCGUAUGACCUGCUACAAAGAGAGAAUUCUGAAUUAGAAACAAAGGUCUUGAAGCUUUCAGAAGAAUUUGAGCAAUUAAACCAUUUUACGGUAGAGAGAAAAACUGCAGCUGCUAAUUUAAUUACAACUGAAAAUAUCUGUAAAUAUCUUGUGUCUAAAGUACCAAUUUUGGAAGUAGAGAUUCAAAGCCCAAAGGAAGAGAGAGAGGAGCUCUGUCCUGAAUUAGGAGAAAGUAAGCAGAAGGAAAUUCCAGAGGAGGCAGUAAAGGAGGGCACUUUUCCAAGAGAGGGACAGAAGGAGGAGGACUCACAGCAGAAACAAGAUAUGAAAGGUGAAGAACAGCAGUUGACCUUGAAGCCUGAGGAAGUCGUGAGGCUCAGAGAGGAGCUGAGCUGUAUGAGUCAGAGCCUCCUUCAGUCUCAGAGCUCUGGGGAUAGCUCAGAUGACAGUAGCGUCCAGUAUCCAUCAUCUGGAGAAAAACGGAAAUACCAGCAGCAAGAGGAGCUACAGCAACUUCGCCAGAAUUUGCACCGGCUCCAGAUUCUAUGCAACUCAGCAGAAAAGGAGCUUCGAUAUGAGCGAGGAAAGAACUUAGACUUAAAGCAGCAUAACAGCUUACUUCAGGAAGAAAGCAUUAAGAUCAAAAUUGAACUCAAGCAGGCCCAGCAGAAGUUAUUAGACAGCGCAAAGAUGUGCUCUUCACUCACGGCUGAGUGGAAGCACUGUCAGCAGAAAAUCAAGGAACUGGAGCUGGAAGUACUUAAACAGGCUCAGAGCAUUAAAUCACAGAACAACCUACAGGAAAAGCUGGCUCAGGAGAAAUCUAGAGUUGCUGAUGCAGAGGAAAAGAUUUUGGAUCUGCAGCAGAAAUUAGAACAUGCUCAUAAAGUCUGUCUCACAGACACUUGUAUUUUGGGGAAGAAGCAAUUAGAGGAAAGGAUAAAAGAAGCAAUAGAAAAUGAAGCUAAAAUAAAGCAACAAUAUCAGGAAGAACAACAGAAGAGGAAACUCCUAGAUCAGAAUAUGAAUGAGCUACAAAAGCAAGUGAAAAUCUUAAAGGAUAAAGAGAAUCAACUGGAAAUGACCAGUUCUCAGCAACGAUCCAGAAUUCAGCAACAAGAGGCCCAACUUAAACAACUGGAAAAUGAAAAAAGAAAAUCUGAUGAGUAUCUCAAGAGCAACCAGGAAUUGUCAGAGAAGCUGUCUGGGUUGCAGCAGGAGAAGGAAGCUCUACGUGAAGAGUAUGGGCAAUUUUUGAAGCAGCUUGAUGUCCAUGUGAGAAACUAUAACGAGAAGCAUCACCACCACAAAGCCAAGCUUCGCAGAGUCAAGGAUCGUUUAGUUCAUGAAGUAGAACUCCGAGAUGAGAGAAUCAAACAACUUGAAACUGAGAUUGGAGCCCUGCAGCAACAAAUGGAAAAGGAGAAGGCAUUCCAGGACCAGAUCACCACCCAAAAUGAUAUCCUGCUCCUAGAAAAGAGGAAACUUCUGGAGCAGCUCACAGAGCAAGAGGAAUUGAUCCACGGCAAUAAAUCGAUAAUAUCUUCGGUCCAGAGCAGAGUACUUUUCCUGGAUAAAGAAAAUAAGCAGCUACAAGAAAACAGUCUCCGGCUCAUCCAGCAGGUUGGUCUCUUAGAGCGAAUCAUAAGGAGCGUCCAGAUCCGCAGAGGGGAGGAACCAACAAUUAGUGACAUCCCUGAAUUUGAAGUAUUGAAUAAAAUUGUGCCCUUACCAAACUCCAGUUUUUCAGGAACGGGUUUGAUAGAGUCAGCUGGAAGUCUUCAAGAAACUGAAGAACAUAGGUCAGAAGAAGCAAUGGUAAACCCCAAGUCCCUCGAGUCUCUUUCGUGUUCACAGAAUUCUGAAGCUGGAUACAUAAACGUGGCUUCUCUGAAAGAAAUACAUCACAUCCAAGAAUAA